AUGGAGCCAGCCAUCGUUGUGGGUGUCCUGAAGUGGAUAAAGACAAUGCUUAUAGGGAAAGAUUCGUUCUGGUCGAUUAAAGAGAAUAUUACCAAAGGAUCGUGGAUGUGGAAGAAGAUACUCAAGUAUUUUCAUAAGAUUGAGGUUUGUAAUGGUGAGUCAACAUCCUUUUGGUUUGAUAAUUGGUCCCAAUUGGGUCGAAUAUAUGAUAUAAUUGGUCCUCGGGGGACUAUAGAUAUGGGAAUUCCAAUUUCGUCAACAAUGGCAUAUGUAUUUGAAAKCCAUCGUCGCAGAGGCCAUCGAGCUGAUUAUCUUGAGAUGAUAGAGGAAACUGUUGAGAAACUUAAGUCGCAGCGCAAGCAUGGAAAGGAUGUUUCGACAUYGAAGUGCUCAAUCACUAUCUAUAAAACUCGAUURGCAASGAGAAGCACAUGMCAACUCAUCCGAACAGCCCAACCAAUUGAGAGUUGGUCUCAAGGAGUGUGGUUCACAAACAACACGCCUAAGCACGCAUUUCUCACUUGGUUAGCAAUCAAAAACCGACUAGGAACAGGUGAUCGCAUGAGGCAUUGGGGUUUUGGUCAGAUUGUUGAAUAUAUUUAUUGUUGA
Molecule: messenger RNA, 609 nt
Organism: Arabis nemorensis
Lineage: Eukaryota; Viridiplantae; Streptophyta; Magnoliopsida; Brassicales; Brassicaceae
Source: the annotation of a GenBank genome assembly